AUGGCGAGUCGGCCGGAAAAGGAAUUCGAAGAUUCUUCGGAAGAGGAAAACAAGGCAUAUCUGAAACUCUUGUUCAGCAAAAUGAUGAAGAGAAUCACCGGGGCGGACUUGGAGGAGGAUGCAUCAUCGUCGGAGGAAGCAUCAUUGGAGGAGGCAUCAUUGGAGGAGGCACCAUUGGAGGAGGCACCAUUGGAGGAGGCACUAUUGGAGGAGGCACCAUUGGAGGAGGCACCAUUGGAGGAGGCACCAAUGGAGGAGGCACCAUUGGAGGAGGCACCAUUGGAGGAGGCACCAUCCACAAGCCACAGGCGUAAGAAGAAGAAGCGCCUAAGGAAGUAUUCUUCGGAGGACGCAGAAGAGGAGGAGGAAGGGUCCUCCACAAGCCGCAAGCGCAAGCGCAAGAAGAAGCGCCGCAAGAAGUCCAAGUCUUCUGACAGGGCCCCAAUGCCCGUAGAAGAUCCUGAGAUAGAUGAACCAUUAGGAGCAGACACGUCUUCUGAACUCCUUUCGCCCUGUGGCCCGGUCUUAGAACCGUCGGCCGAAGAGUAUAGUGUGGAGGGUGUGGACUUGAAUGGUGUGGUGGAGUCGUCGGAAGCGGAGGGUCCUGGGAGUUCUAUGGCAAGUCAGGAGAAGUCAGAAUCUCCACCCUCCGAAGCAAUGGUAUGCGUGAUGUCCUAGGCAUCUUCCUCGAAAGUAGGCGAAGGUCCUACCAACCUAAGCUCCUAAGCACUCAGAAACCGAAGAAAAGACGAC
Drosophila suzukii is the source of this 753-nucleotide messenger RNA. The record is from RefSeq and is a predicted model, not a curated record. NCBI's taxonomy places the organism in Eukaryota, Metazoa, Arthropoda, Insecta, Diptera, Drosophilidae.